AGCUUCUGCAAUAGAGAGAGAUAGCAUGAUAUUUUAUUUAUUUAUUUAUAUUUUUGUCCCCGGAAACGGUCCAAUACGGAUAUGGCCUCCCAACUUCCCGUCAUCUCAGCGAAGAACACAUAACGAUGGAUUUGAUGGACCGUAAUUUUCACUGAGCUUUGAUUGAUUGGAUUCUGAAGAUUCUCGGGUUCCUCUCCUCCCAUGGCGCCUGCAACUUCUAGUGACCCCAACACCAGAAAUCGAACCAACCCCUUAUCCGGAUUCAUUCAAUUCACUUCCCCAAAUUCCCCAUCCUUCCUCACCUUCAAAACCCCACCCUCCUCCCCAUCAUCUUCUUCCAAUGUUCUGUUCCCUCUAUUCUCUUCGGACUCAUCCCUGCGAACACCUCUUUAUGCCCAGCUAGCUUCUCCUCAGUUCGACUCGUUUCAGCCCGAAUCCCCUCAAGCUUCUGCAGAACCAGUCGCACAAUCUUCGUCGUCGCCCACCGUUAAGAACAUGGGUUCUAAGUCUGCCACUGGGUUUCCUUCCGCCGUCAAGAUUUCCGGCCUUAAAUCCGUCAGGGACCAGCGAGCUGGGCCGGCCUUUGUUGGUCAAGUAUUUAGCAUGUGUGACCUUUCAGGAACCGGUCUCAUGGCGGUUUCAACCCAUUUUGAUAUACCAUUCCUUUCAAAAAGGACUCCAGAAUGGCUCAAGAAGAUGUUUGCAGCGGUUUCAAAAAGUGAAAGAAAUGGUCCAGUGUUCCGUUUCUUCAUGGAUCUUGGCGAUGCAGUUUCUUAUGUCAAACGGCUAAAUAUUCCAAGUGGUGUGGUUGGUGCAUGUCGUCUUGAUUUAGCAUUCGAGCAUUUCAAGGAGAAGCCUCACUUAUUCCAAUUUGUCCCUAAUGAGAGACAGGUUAAAGAAGCUAACAAACUCCUCAAGAGUUUGCCACAGAAAGAUGGAUGUAAAAAAGUGGAAGGUGUGCCUGUUUUCAGUGCUCAUAAUUUGGACAUAGCUAUAGCGACCUCUGAUGGUAUAAGAUGGUACACACCAUAUUUCUUCGACAAAAGUACCUUAGACAAUAUCCUAGAAGAAUCCGUUGAUCAGCAUUUCCAUUCAUUGAUCCAGACUCGAAAUGUGCAGCGCAGACGUGAUAUUCUUGAUGACAAUUUGGCAGCUGAAGUAAUGGAAGAAAUGGGAGAUAGCCUGUUGGAGCCUCCAGAGGUUCAGGAAGUGAUGGAUGAAGUGGGCAAUCCUGGGAUACCUUUGAGUGUCCUAUCAAAAGCUGCUGAACUUCAGCUUCUUCAUGCUGUUGAUAAGGUUCUUCUUGGAAACAGAUGGUUGCGGAAAGUAACUGGAAUUCAACCAAAAUUUCCUUAUGUGGUGGACUCGUUCGAGAGAAGGAGUGCUACUUCUUUCUUGAGAGCAUGUAAAUCAUCAAACUUCCUUUCUGACUCUAAUGUAGAGGAUGAUAGAAUGCCGCUCCGGAGCCUUUACAACUCGGAGGGUGGCAUGCAAAAUAAUUUCACUGCCGAGCCUGGACAAGGGCAGGAUUGUCGCCCUUCUUUCAUGGAUUGGUUGUCUCCUCCAUGGUUGAAGCAACGGAAGAAGCCUCCAAAUUUAGCAAACAAAGGAGAGUUUAACGAUACGAAGUCCACUGGACAGUUGCUGAAGCAGUCUCAUCUUCUACCACGAAUUACCAUGGUUGGAAUUGCAACGGGUGAGGCAGGGCAUAUGAAUAAGGCCACAUUGAAGAAGACGAUGGAUGAUCUGACAAAAGAACUGGAAAGGAUCGAUCAGGUAAAUCAGACGGGAAGUGCUACUAAUGAAUGCAAUAUUGAAGAGAGAGAUCCUCUCUUUGUGGCCAAUGUUGGCGAUUAUGCGAAAACUAUUUCGGCUCGUUUAGUUAGGAGAGAAGCAAACUAAAGCCAUAUACAAGUCCUUUUGAUAUCUUUUAUUGGCAAUUGGAAGAGAAAAAAAAAAAGUCGAAUUUAAGGCUCGAUUACAUAGCUGUAGCGUAUUAGAUGAUCUGGAAGUCAGUGAUGAUAGUUUCCAACAGUUAACAUUCAACUUAAGGGAUGAACAUUUUGUAGGAUUAGAUAUGUGCAUACAGGUAGGAAAAACUGUAAAAUUUAGCUGUUGCCUAUAUAUCUCUUCAUAAUUUAGUUGUAAUCCUAGGAUCAAAGAGGUAUGCAGAGGUCCCGUAAUUUUGUACACCUGUUUGCCUCCCUGACGUGUAUGGAUCGUUUAAAGAUAUAGGGAAAUGUAUACAUGUGGGUAAUUUCGGUAAUUAGCUUUUGUUUAGAGACUAUGAUCAGAUUCUUUCUCUGUGAUUUGUUAGGUAAAAAUAGACUGGAUCAUAAUAAAACAUGAUACUGAAGUGAUCAAGAUGAACUCUU
Messenger RNA from Oldenlandia corymbosa var. corymbosa, 2375 nucleotides. Lineage: Eukaryota; Viridiplantae; Streptophyta; Magnoliopsida; Gentianales; Rubiaceae. The record is from the annotation of a GenBank genome assembly.